UUACUUUUUUAGAAUGCAUUUUCUGUAACCCAAAUCCUAGUUUUCAUAUUUCCUUAGGAUGCAUUUGGAACAUAUUUGCGGGUAUAUAAAAUGUCCAUGGACAUUGCUGUCAGAUAAUCCAGAUCUUUCAUAUGUAACUCACAAAGUAGUUCAGGCUUUCCUGGUAGUGAAUCAGACUAGGCUAGAACUCAGCCAUGUGCCUGCUCUACUGUUGUUUAACCAUAAAGUGUUCUAUGUCUAAGCUUACUAAAUUAGUAACUAUAAUGAGAGCUGAUUGUGAUCCCUUCAUUAUAUAUUUGGGUUGUUCAAACUGAAAUCCACUUAGAAAUUAAUUUAACUUUACGAACUUAGAGUUUUUGAGGUGUUACUAGGAAGAGUACCAUUACCACACAUCAGAUUCUUAGGGGUGGAAGAAGACACGGUUGUAAUGUAAAAGCACUUAAGUAAAUACAUGUUUGUAUAAAAUGGAAAGGUCAGUGUAAUGUUUUCAGGUCUUUGGUGCUUUUGUUGUACCACGAGGACAUUGGUGGUGGUGUGGUAGUUAGGAGCAUCCUCCCUGGGAGCCAUACUGCAUGUACUGAGCCCGUCCUGAAAUCUCUGAAUCCUUUGAGCCCUCGGGCAAUUUAGCCAAUUUCUCCAAGCCUCAGUUUGCCUAUCUGAAGAUGGAAGUAAUCAGCAUAGCACUUUCUUGCUAGUGUUGUAAUGACCACAGAAUUCGUCACUAAAAUGCUUGGAACUGUGCGCCACAUACUGAGUGAUCAAAAAUUAGUUUCCUUCUCAUCAUCAGCCCUGGGCCCCUCUUUUUCCUUCUCAUCUAUUUUCUACCCAACAGUCAGAUUAUCAUGUCCCUCUACUGCUUCAGAUCUGUCCCAGUGUACCAAGAGUAACAGCUGGUCCUCUCUGCAGCCUGCCGCCCUCACCAUUCGGUCUCGUGCUGCUCUCUCCCUGUUCUUAGUUCCUCAAGCCCCAGAACCUGUCACAGCUUUUCCCUCUGCAGAUGAUGCUCCUCUCUCAGCACCUUACUAACUCUUACUUAUUUUUUGAGUUCACAGCUUACAUGUUUUAUACUUGAUUCUUUGAUAGCCUCAUAUUAAAAUCAGGUUUCUUUCUGUCUUGGUAUUUAGCAUGACAGUAAUUAAUUAUUCUUGCUAACUUUCUGUCUCAUGUUAGACCAACAGGUUCCAUACAGAGGGAUACAAAUUAUAUUUAUUUGAUUUACUGUUAUCCCCAGGACUUAGCAGAGUGCCUGGCAUACAGUAACAUUUUAUUUAAUGUUUUACACAGGAAGAAAGAGCAACUUGAACAUAAUUGCUUCAGAGGCAGAGCCUUAAGCACCAGUCAGUUAUAAAGAGCCGAUUGAAACACAGAGAUAUAAUUAAUAGCUUGUGUGAAGACUUGCUUUUCUCCUUCCAUUUUUGUUUACAGUUAGCUGAACCGAUGCCGCUUUCAGAUACACAGGGGGGACAGGAUAAUGCUAACUACAGAUUAUUUCAGAAAACACUCAAAUUGUGUCGUUUCUUUGCCAAUUCACUUUUGCACUAUAUUAAGGAAUUUCUUCCUUUCCUCUCUGAUUCCUGCUGUCCAUUGCACCAGCUUUAUCUUCAGAUAUACAGUAAGUUUCCCCCAAGCCUGUAUGCUGCCAGGGUUUCCAAAGCACAUGAGGAGGAAAUAGCAGGUACCUUCCUGGUGGCUCUGGAUCCACUCAUCAGUCAGCUGCUCACAUUCCAGCCUUUUGUGCAAGUGGUUUUGGACAGUAACUUAGACCUGCCAUGUGAACUGCAGUUCCCACAGUGCCUGCUCUUGGUUGCUGUCAUGGACAAGCUGCCGUCUCAGCCUGAGGAGGUGCAGGCCCUGUGGUGCACAGAAAGCCGCGUCCCAGCAGCUGUGAGCAGGCAAUCUCUACUCCAAGCCAUUUUCCACAGUUUUGAGCAGUGUUCUGGUGAACUGUCUCUACCUGUUCAUUUACAGGGGCUAAAGAGUAAAGGGCAAGCUGAGGUGGCUGUCACUUUGUAUCAGCACGUUUGUGUUCAUCUCUGUGCUUUUAUUGCUUCCUUUCACCCCUCACUGUUUCCUGAACUGGAUGCUGCUCUGUUGAAUGCUGUGCUUAGUGCUAAUAUGAUUACGUCUUUGUUAGCCAUGGAUGCCUGGUGCUUCCUUGCUCGGUAUGGGAGUGCAGAGCUCUGUGCACACCAUGUCACCAUAGUGGCUCAUCUGAUAAAAUCUUGCCCUGGAGAAUGUUACCAGGUCAUCAACCUGUCGAUACUGCUGAAGCGUCUCUUCUUCUUCAUGGCCCCAACCCAUCAGAUGGAGUUUAUCCAGAAAUUUUCUCCAAAAGAAGCAGAAAAUCUGCCUCUGUGGCAAUAUAUUUCCUUCCAGGCCUUACCCACUGAACCCAGGAAACAGACUGCUCAGGAGGUCACCAGAAUAGGCAGUAUGCAGUGCAGGAAAUGGCUGGAUGGCAGUCAUACGCUGGGAGAACUGGAAUCUCUGAACUCAGUGCUGUCUGCUUUGGUUGCGGUCUGUGCGUCUGCUGGAGAAACUCUGGAUAUUGGGCAUCAAACUGCAAUUACAGAAGUUGGGAGUCAGCUUUGGACUUUCCUAAGUGUUAAACAGGUAACAGAUCAACCCUGUGUUCAGCAGACAUUCAGCAUUUUACUGUCAUUAUUGGGAUUUUUUGUUCAAACUCUACAUCCUCAGCUGAUAUGUCAGGUAGUAAAUUUGCAGACCUCACUACUUAAAUUUGGACCUCCUGAUCAUGUCUGUUUGGCAAUCGUCGAUUUUGUGUCUUCUCUGGGAAAACUUUUUAUACCUCACACUCUCCAGGACAAAAUUUUGCCCAACCUGUCUUGCAUUCUUGCUUUACUGCUAGCUGACAAGAACUGGCUACUGGAACAACAUACCCUGGAGGCAUUUACUCAGUUUGCUGAGGGAACAAAUCAUGAAGAAAUAGUGCCACAGUGUCUCCGUUCUGAGGAAACUAAGAACAAAGUUGUGUCCUUUCUAGAGAAGACUGGGUUUAUAGAGGAGACUGAAGCUGCCAAAGUGGAACGAGUGAAACAGGAAAAAGGUAUCUUCUGGGAACCCUCUGCUGAAGUGGCGGCUGGAGAAACUUGUGCAAAAAGAGCCCGCCAUGAGUUCCCUUUGGAAGAACAGUAUAGGUCAGCCGUGCAAGCAGUAGUCAGGGGCCUGGAGGCCACCGAGUCACUGCUCCAGAAGGCUCCUGCUCCGACCUGGCUUCUGGUGGAGAUGGAGGGACUAAAGGCGCGGAUCCAGCAGCUCAAACACAGAGUGCUCAAGGGUGAAUGCCGAACAGACUGCACCACCAGACAGACUGUUUGACACUGUCAAUUGUCAGGGUAUUUUGUAAAUGAAAAGACUUAGUAAUUAUAUUUAUACAUUUUCCAGCACAUAUAAAACAGCUUUUAUAAAGGUGAA
Molecule: messenger RNA, 3435 nt
Organism: Cavia porcellus (domestic guinea pig)
Lineage: Eukaryota; Metazoa; Chordata; Mammalia; Rodentia; Caviidae
Gene: Firrm
Product: FIGNL1 interacting regulator of recombination and mitosis
Exons: 18
Coding region: 1438-3339 (633 amino acids)
Source: RefSeq, a predicted model, not a curated record